AUGGCAUUUGUUCAACUAGCUCGUCUCUUCGAAACAUUAGGUUUAUUUCCUUUUCGUUGCUUUCCUCUCCGUCGUUCAUGGUCUCCUGGUUAUGUACAAAUUGAUAGUAAGAUUAUUUGUCAAAACAUUAUAUAUAUCAGAUGGUCCAAUAAUAUUGAUAAGCUGGAUUACUGGAAGCAAGUGGUUGAUCUAAAUGCAAAAACUUUUAAAGCUCAAGAAGAGAACAAGCUCCUUCGGUUUUGCGGUACCAUUCAGACAGACGGUGUUGGUGUAACAGUUCUUAAGAAAAGAAUAGACAGGCAGUCAUCUUAUACCACAACCAUAAAAGAGGCAGAUGAGAAGUUCAAGUAUAUCAGCGACUUAAGUGCUCAAGAACAUAAAGCUGUGAAUGAUCGGUGUGUUGCUAUUGAUCCCGAAAGAAGAGACCUUCUCUUUUGUGUCGAUAAAAAAUCUACUGUAGAAACUCCUAUUAAGUUUCGAUAUACUAAGCAGGACCAGGACAAAACCAGAAAAUCCAAAAAGUAUCGUAAUAUUCUACAAGCAAUGAAGUCGAACAAUCCUGCUGUUUACCAAGCCGAUAAUGUUCUUGCAGAAAACCAAAGCAGCUCACUGGAAAUGGAGGGUUAUCGUCGUUUUCUCGAACGUCUAGGCCAGAAUUACGCUGUCCUCGACAAUUUCUAUGGGUAUACAACAACGUCUUCUCAAAACCCACAAUUCAUGCUCCGGAAGUUGCGUUUAGCUACGUAUUUUAACAAACAACGUGCUGAUAUGCAACUUAUAAAAUCUUUAAAGCAAAAGUUCGGUAAGGAUGCGAUCUUUGUCUUGAGAAACUGGUCUGCCCCAAACGCACGUUAUCAUGAACCAAUUCGAGGCAUCGGAUUGAGACGACUUCUUUUACGAAAUCAUCUUAGUCUAUUACUCAUCGACGAAUUCAACACGAGCCGAUGCUGUCCGUCUUGUCAUAAUUUGAGCCUAAAGAAAUUUAAACAAAUCGACAAUCCUAGGCCCUACCAACGAAGCAACUAUCCUUUAACCCUUUGCCAUGGUCUUUUAAGAUGCACCAAUCAAACUUAUUUAGCCGCCUGUUUGAACAUGAUUUCAAUCAUUCUAAAUUUAAGAAACACUGGUCAAAUCCCAGAACGAUUUGCACGUCAUGUCCACUCAAAAAAACGUCCUCGAAUGGGUGAAUAG
Molecule: messenger RNA, 1191 nt
Organism: Mucor mucedo
Lineage: Eukaryota; Fungi; Mucoromycota; Mucoromycetes; Mucorales; Mucoraceae
Exons: 3
Coding region: 1-1191 (396 amino acids)
Source: RefSeq, a predicted model, not a curated record